Mercenaria mercenaria is the source of this 727-nucleotide messenger RNA. RefSeq names its product putative nuclease HARBI1. The coding region runs from base 1 to 486 and encodes 161 amino acids. The transcript has 3 exons. The record is from RefSeq and is a predicted model, not a curated record. Lineage: Eukaryota; Metazoa; Mollusca; Bivalvia; Venerida; Veneridae.
AUGGUGUGUGAUGCAAGAUUUGGGAUAACUAACGUAGUGGGAAAGUGGCCUGGCAGUGUGCAUGACAGCCGUAUUUUUAGAGAAUCGGAACUGUGCAGAAAAGAGAAUGGGGAGCUAGAGGGACUUCUACUUGGUGACUCGGGAUACCCAUGCAGAUCAUACUUGAUGACACCAUACAUGAACAUACAAACAGCUGCUCAAGAGAGAUACAACAUAGCAUUAACAAGAACAAGGGUGAUCAUUGAACAGACCUUUGGUGUGUUAAAGAGAAGAUUUCCUUGCCUGUCAUAUGGCUUGAGAACAGAAACAACAAGCGCACCCAAAGUUACAGUGGCUUGUGUUGUGCUGCAUAACUUCGGAAUGGAAAGAGGAGACAUUUUAGAGAGAGUUGUAGAUGAGCCUUUGGAGACACCAGAAGCAGUAGUAGACGUUAACCAGGCCGGGGCCCGUUGUAGGGAUGUGUUUGCAUCAACACAUUUUACUUAAUGACUGAACACAUCACAUUAUCUUUCAAAUUGAAUUUAUUAACGAGUUGAAUGAAAUAUUAAAAUCCAAGGCUCAGCCGAGUAUUUUAGUAAUUUUAUUCAACAUUUUUUUUUAUUCAAUGGAAAGACACAAGUGAAAUAUUAUUUUUAUCACCUGUAAGCUGUUCCUGCUGAAACAUCAUUUUUUUUUUUUGCCUCUUUGCCUAUAACAGACCAAGUCAAUUCUACCAGCCUACCCUACA